Molecule: messenger RNA, 3847 nt
Organism: Hypomesus transpacificus
Lineage: Eukaryota; Metazoa; Chordata; Actinopteri; Osmeriformes; Osmeridae
Gene: opcml
Product: opioid binding protein/cell adhesion molecule-like
Exons: 7
Coding region: 543-1571 (342 amino acids)
Cellular component (GO): neuron projection
Source: RefSeq, a predicted model, not a curated record
GGCCACUCAUAUGAAGUGAUCACUCUUGAUUCCGUCGAAGCUGCAUGUCGGAGAAGUUAAAGUACUUCGGUUAACAAAUAAGGAUCCGAAACUGAUUUGAGGAAACUCAUACUUGUUUCUAAAGCCACUGCCGUGCUGGGUGAUGCGAGAACUCUCCAAGAGGAUACUCGGCUGCAGCAUUUAUGCGUGUGCAUUCAUCUGACGCCGAUUACAAACAGCCUAAAAUACACGGAACAGAGGAGACCGUCAGCAUCUCUUCAAAAACGCACACAGUUGGUUUUGUACGGAGCCAGUAGUGAUUGUACUUGGAAUUUCCCGAUAAAGAAUAUGCGCUUUUGUCAUCAGGCUUAGGAGAGAUACUUUUGGUUUUCGGGAUUAAACACUGUUUGUUCGUUUUUUUCCAUUGAGGCAAUCGAAUAGAGGUCGUCUACCCCAACAGCAUCAUCGACAGUUUCGAGUCGCAGAAGGAAUAUUUGACGUUUUUAAGUUUUUUCUUUUUUUUUUCUUUUUUUUUUGUGGUGGAAGUUCCGCAGUGACGGAAAAUGGGCAUUUGUGGUUAUUUUGUCGUACCCUGGAAAUGCCUUGUUGUCGUUGGGUUAAGACUGUUGUUCCUUGUACCUGCAGGAGUGCCAGCGAGGAGCGGGGAUUCUAUAUCAAAGGACAACAUCACGGUCCGACAGGGAGACAGCGCCGUGUUAAAAUGUACUGUCGACAGCAAGGUAUCGCGUGUGGCUUGGCUGAACCGCACUACGAUUCUGUUUGCCGGGAGAGAGAAGUGGUCUCUGGACCCUCGGGUGGUGCUGAUGGAGAACACGGCUGUCACCGAGUACAGCAUCCAGAUCAUGAACGUGAACGUUCACGACGAGGGCCCUUAUGCCUGCUCGGUUCUCACCAACAAGAAACCCAAAUCCUCCAAAGUUCACCUGAUCGUCCAAGUACCUGCUAAGAUCACAAACAUAUCAACAGACGUCACGGUUAAUGAAGGCAGCGAUGUUACCCUGAUGUGCUUGGCAGUUGGUCGUCCAGAACCCAACAUUAUCUGGAAACAUCAUUCUGCAAAAGGACAUAUGUUUGUCAACGAGGGAGAAGUGGUGGAUUUGAAAGCGGUGACCAAGGAGCAGUCGGGGCGUUAUGAAUGCAUCUCCUCCAACGACAUCUCUUCCCCUGAUGUGAGGACUGUCCAAGUUAUCGUCAACUAUCCACCCACGAUUUCCAAGGCCAAAAGUACAGGAGCCCCUGUGGGACAAAAAGGAGUAUUACAGUGUGAGGCCUCGGCUGUGCCGAGAGCGGAUUUUGAGUGGUACAAGGAGGAAAGGAGGCUCUCCAAUGGACUAGAUGGGGUGAAGAUCGAGAACCAGGGUAAACAAACCAUGCUGAUUUUCUUUAACAUAUCAGAAGAAGACUAUGGAAACUACACGUGUGUUGCGAGGAACACGAUGGGAAUCACUAACGCCAGCAUCAUCCUCUACGGCCCUGGAGCCAUGCAUGACGUCAACAAGGCCGCCCUGUUCCCCCCCUGCUCUCUAUGCCUCCUGCUGACUGUUGCGUUGUUGUACCUGCUCAAGUUUUGACACACCAACCUCAAGUUUGUCAGUGUGUGGAUCCGCCACAGACAUGAACUUUUAGUCCCGAUAAGAAGACAGGAAAUCGCGAGAACACCUUUGGUUUGCACUUUUCUUUCUUUUCAGCUCUGCGUCUGAUUUUGGAGGGGCGGACGAUGAGCCGUUGCCAGGGGUGAGGGUGGGCUGGUAACUAAGGGAGCAGCUGUAAUAGGAGGUUUGUUUCCUAACGUUUUUGUAUGUUUGAAGGGAAGACAGGAAAAAAAAAAGUGAUGUACUUCAUAGUUGAAUGAUUUUUGCCCGAUAUUGAGGUGUAAAUUCAGAUUACUGGUGUGUCAUGUCCUGUUAAAUAUCUGUAAUAUACCAUGUUUUUUUUAUUAUGUUGACAAAAUAUGGAAAAAAUGCAAUGUGAUUGUUAAAUUUUACUGUAUUUUUACAGUUGUAUGCAACAAAGUAACAACCCCAUUCACUAUAAACAAUGUUAUGUAAAGAAUAGUACUAUCAUUUUAGGCAAAAUCAUGCAGCAGUGACUACUGUGUUUCCAAUGUUAAAACUGCUAAAGGCACUAAUCAGACAUUAGUCACAAGUAGACAUUUUUGAGGCAGUAUCACCAUGAACAGCCUAGCUAAAGACAAAUGGUUUUAAAGUAAGUGUUGGGACAUACUAAGCAAGCUGAUGGUAUAAAUGGAGUAAUAGAAGUAAAAGUAGGCAUUUUCCAUGUGUUUAUCGUACUAAUUGAUCUGAAAAAGUAUUGAUAUGAUCAUGAUUUCAUGUCUGUCCUUGAUUUAGGGUCACUGUAGGGCACCAAGAUCUCAGCUUUUGUCAAAACAUGUUAUUCUGGCUUUAACUAGCACUGAUUUGUAUUUUAUUUAUUUAAAAAGAAAGAAAAAAAACUUAAGGGUUGGUGAAUACAACAUCAGAAAAGUUAAAUUUUCAGUGUGUGUUAAAGCUAUGCCAUCCGUUUCAAAAGUGUUAUUUUGACACGUGAAAUGUAGUGUGAGACGCUCCUAUUUUUGGUAAAUUCUUUAUUCACAUUGUCUUUAUUUAUUUAUUUCCCCUCUGCCAGUCCUUCUUUUCAAAGUUUAUUUUUGCUGUCAAUCAUUUUAGCAAAUUCCAUAUAAAGCCUUCUAGUAUGUCCCCCAUCUACAUUAAAUGCACAAGCAAAUUAUUCGACUACUUCUAACCUCUCUCCCUAUGAACAAGAACAAAUCAAAACUGUAGCUGGUUUGAUUUAAGCAGCAAUGUUCACUUUGUACUCAGCACUAAAUUACAGCAUAUAAAUAUGAGCUUGUACUUUUUAUUGUUGUUCAGAUGUGAUCUUUGUAAUGACACCUAUGUUUUGCAAAACCUGAUGAACUGUAUUACUUGUAAUCGAAAGCUAGGGAUUCACCCUAGACUUCUGUAUUGAUCAGAGAUUGUUGGAAAUGCUAUUGAUGUCAGUAAGUUUGAGUCAUUUCAUUGUUUUAAUCCCCUAUUAAAAUGUUUUAAUCCCCUAUUAAAAUGUUAAUGGUACCAGAGUAUUUUAGCUACUUUAUAUCUUUGUAUUUGGUUAACCUUUACAUUAAGUGUACAUCAACUACCAUGCGCUGUGACGGUUGAUGCCAUUAACUAUGUUGAUUGGAUUAGAGCGUGUAUAAAUCACACAUAUUUUAAAAUGUGAUAAAGUUACAUAAAACACACUGAUGUUUCGAUCAUGGUACGUAAACUGAAUAAGCGGCCCAGCAUUGUUGACAAAUACGAAAUUUAGUUUGGAACACGACAUGUUAGAUUAAAAAAGCAUUUGGGAAAAUAUAAAGACUGAAAAGUUGUAUUGUAGCCUACUUGAAACGUGAACGCAUUUAUCAAAUGUGUAUAACAGGCUGCGAGUUGGUGAGAAAAACACUAAACUGUUAUGCCAAAUGUUGCCUAUUUAAGCAGCAACUGGCGGCUCUAUAUUUCGGACGGGCCACAAAAAUUGCAUUAAUUUGAAUCCUGAAAGACUCCACGCAUAACUCUGUUGACUAUUUUGUUUUACAAUGUUUUACAUUUGUAUGCGCUGUAAAAACGUUGUUCGUGUAAAUAAAUAACCUGUGAUUUCUGAAAUCACACACUGAAAAUGAUCGUUCACAAGUCGUAACAAAGGGGAUCGCCUCUUUGUCCUCUUGGCUGUAACUUGUGAACGAUCAUUUACCUCAAAAUAUGAAAAUUUGAACCCUCUAGUCUAAUAGAUACAUUACCAUUUUCCAUCUUGUUUAUUGAUUUGGAGUGUUGUUUGAUGCAAGUCAUUUUUGGUUGAUGACGCACUUUGC